AUGGUGCUCUUUACCCAGAUGGAAGAACUGAGAGCCCUCGGGCUGGAGUCAGCUUUGCAAGUUGUCCAAACUUUUUCUCACUUCCAAAAUCUGCUGGCCAUAGCCCCAGACCCCGCCCCAGGCCACCACAAGCUCAGCGUCUCUGCAGAGAACAAACCCUUUCUAGAUGCCAAGGUGCAGAUAGGCCCCAGCUCACUCAGGCCACGUCAGCCCAGGAUCAGCACGGCUGUCCACCUGUGGGUGCUCACCCUGGCCUUGGCUGCCCUCUUCCUUGUGGACACGGGUGAUGCCAGUGUCGGGGCAGCAAAGUUCAUUUUCUCAAGAAUGCCCAUCUGUGAGCACAUGGCAGAAUCUCCAGUCUACCCCUAGAUAUAUGACCCGGUCUGUGGCACUGACGGGGUCACGUAUGACAGUGAAUGCAAGCUCUGCUUGGCUCGGAUUAAGACUGUCAAACAGGACAUCCAGAUCGUGAACGAUGGCAAAUGCUAA
Molecule: messenger RNA, 489 nt
Organism: Eubalaena glacialis (North Atlantic right whale)
Lineage: Eukaryota; Metazoa; Chordata; Mammalia; Artiodactyla; Balaenidae
Gene: SPINK4
Product: serine peptidase inhibitor Kazal type 4
Exons: 7
Molecular function (GO): serine-type endopeptidase inhibitor activity; protein binding
Source: RefSeq, a predicted model, not a curated record